AUGAAGUCUAUAACGUUUAACUCGGGCAAAGACGUGAUCAUAAGUGGAGUCAAAUCGAUGAACAGCCAGAUCACUCAUAUGACUCUCAACGGUUGCACCAAUGUCGCCGUCCGUAACGUGAAGCUAGUGGCUCCCGGAAAUAGCCCAAACACCGACGGUUUCCACGUUCAGUUCUCCACCGGAGUCACAUUUACCGGAAGCACCGUUCAGACCGGAGAUGAUUGUGUUGCUAUUGGUGCUGGUACCCGCAAUUUCCUCAUCUCCAAACUUGCUUGUGGCCCAGGUCAUGGUGUUAGGUGUGGGAUUGUCGUUUCUUAUGUUCUUACGUGCAUGUCAGCAUGUGUUUGCAUGUAUAUAAAUGUAUGCGCGUGUAUGUAUAUAUGUGGGGUUUCCAACAUAUCUGGACUGAUGAGGCAGUUAAUGGAAAAGAUGAAGGAGAGGUUGGAGAAGAUGAAGAGGACAAUGAGACAACAGAGAGCAAAGCAUCAUAUAAUCAGAAUUUGCAUCACUUUGCUUCUCUCUUCUGAUGACAACUCUUGAUCUUUCCUUUCUUGUUAAUUUUGAUCUUUAACUUCUUUUCUCAGCCAUCAGCAUUUUUUGCGUUUACAUAGUGUUGUAAUAUGUAAUCGUUGGGCUUGUACAAAUAUUUUAAGCUUGAUGAAUAAUUACAGAAGAAAUGUAUUUAUUUGUUUUCAGUUUUCAGCGACAUAAUAUCAUCCUUCUCAUAGACAAAACCUCCCUGCCAAAAUAUAUAUAUAAGGCCCCCACCGCCCACGGCUAAUGGGCCACCCACGCCCGCUAUCUCGGCCCGUGGGCCCCAUCCCAUCUGACGGUCGGUCCGUCAAUUUUCCAAGGCUCUAGAGUCUUGUUUACUGACCCUGCAAUCACCACCCGACCUUUUCCCGUGCUUUGGCCUCACUCACACGGUAUCGUGAAUCACUUCCCGAUAGGUCACCCAUCCUUCCACUACUCCAGCUCAAGCACGCUUAACUCUGGAGUUCUAAACGGAUGUGUGACGGAAAAGGUAAGUCAACUUUGGUGAUAUAGGUAGUCAAAUCAAUUAUCUUAAAGCCUUUUCCAUAUAUCACAACUCGGGAUGUUACAAUUCACCCCCUCUCAAAGAACGCAACGUCAUCGUUGCGUCCCACGACAGAUCUCAAUACGCCUCUCAGGUCAGAACUGAGAUGGCUAACCAGCUCUGAUACCACUUAUAACGCCUCGACCGCCCACGGCUAAUGGGCCACCCACGCCCGCUCACUCAGCCUGUGGGCCCCAUCCCAUCCGACGGUCGGUCCUUUAAUUUUUCAAGGCUCGAAAUCAUUGUUUACUGACCCUGCAAUCACCACCCGACCUUUUCCCAUGCUUUGGCCUCACUCGCACGCUAUCGCGAAUCACUUCCCGAUAGGUCACCCAUCCUUCCACUACUCCAGCUCAAGCACGCUUAACUCUGGAGUUCUUUCAGGAUGUGCUCCGGAAAAGUUAAGUCAACUUUGGUGAUAUAAGUAGUCAAAUCAAUUCUCUUAAAGCCUUUUCCAUAUAUCACAACUCGGGAUGUUACAAUAUAGUACCCGCUAAAGUCUAAACAUACUAUUAUAUUUAUAUUUAGUACUUGUAUAUAUGCAUGUAGCCCUUGUGUGAUUGAUAUUAUAUUAUUAUAAGUGCGUUAUAAUUAUUGGAUACACGUAUAUCUCUUUGUUUUGAAUGAGUAAACAUCAUCAAAGGAGAUUAAAAUAUUAAUAGUAAUGCAUUUAUUUUUCACCAAUAUAGUUCAAUUAAAAGACACUUAAAUUACAUACUCUCUCCGUUCCUUAAAAUUACAUACUCUAGAAAAAAAUUGUUUCAAAAAGAUCCAUUUUUUAUAUUUCCAAUGCAUGUUUUAUUAACUAAUUGUAAAUUUCAAAAAACUUAAUUGUACUAAUUAAAUUUUUAUUGGCUUAAAAUUAUGGAAAAAAAGAUAAACACAAAAAAUUAUGCAUUAAGUUUUACUAAAAUGCUUAAAAAAAUCUAGAAUAUAUAAUUCAAAAGUAACGGAGAGGAAGUACAUGUUAUGAUAACAACAAAUAAUAAUUGUUAUGAUAACAACAAAUAAUAAUAAUGGCACUCGAUAACCCGACCAGUACCAGCACCAAUGGGUAACAGCUGCCUGAGGCAUCAGCACCAAUCCAAAUAUAUUAUUAUACUAUUAGCUUAUGCGUCGUAUUAUGAAACAUAUACGUGUACAGCCAAAUGAAAAUAUAAGGACGAAACACACAACUGCUUAAUGUAAGUACUUUUAUGUCCCACACAUCUACACCUUGUGAAAUGGAUUAUACAAAUCGAUGAUCCAAGACCCGACAAUUACUUGAGGUGUGUUCAUUCUUGAUUUAUAUCUAGGGGUGUUAAUCAAGACAAUCUAACCCGAUUUAGUCCCGGUUUUGAAUUAUUAUUUAAAUUAUCUUGUGAGUCUGAUCCAGAUAAAGAUUUAUUUCCAAUGCAUCCACUGAAAAGAGCUAAAUUUUCGCUGUGAAUGCACUUUUCCAAUGACCAUAAAUUCAUCGGAAUUUUCACUGGAAUUUACUCCUAAAAUAAACCAACAACAACUACAGAAGGUUUAAAAAGAACUAGAACGUGAUAGCUUUGGUCCAAACAAAGCUUAUCGAACUUUAUUUAUUAUCAGAACUUUAAAGCUUUGGAGCUAGGGCUUCGUUUUUAUUUGACAUCCCUAUUAACAUCGUCACGUGUAUUCAUAAUUUUAUACACUAAACGUUAUAUAUAUAAUAUAUAUAUAUAUAUAUAUCAGACCAAAGAAAACAUAGAAUUUCUUGUGAUAUACAAACUAAGAUUGAUCAUGUCUAAUAUUUGGAGUAUUGUUUGAGUUUAUAAGAGAUUUUUGUUUCAUACUCUUUAAAUUUUAUGCCCAAAAACUAAUUAUCUCGAAUUUGUCGUUUUGACAGGGACGAAAAAGGGAAAAUGCAGAAAAAGUCUCAAACUUAGAAAUGUCAGAUCGGGAAAAAUCGUACAAAAAUAUACAUGUAGUAG
This is a messenger RNA of Brassica napus (rape), 3018 nucleotides long. Its product is annotated as polygalacturonase. The record is from RefSeq and is a predicted model, not a curated record. Gene Ontology annotation, biological process: carbohydrate metabolic process; negative regulation of cell population proliferation. Gene Ontology annotation, molecular function: polygalacturonase activity. Lineage: Eukaryota; Viridiplantae; Streptophyta; Magnoliopsida; Brassicales; Brassicaceae.